AUGAUUCAAUCUGGGGAUGAGCGUGGUCUAGGAGUUCAGCCUGCCGUCACUGGAACUCCACAAUCUGCCUCUGGGUCUCUGGUAUCCCGCCAUUCUGAUUUCGAGCACCGGAUCUACUCGCAGACACCGCCGUCAGCAAGACUCCCUGGUCCCUCGCCGAGACAACCUGCGUCUAUUAGUAGCGGGGCACCACCUGAUUUCGUUGCUGAAAGCUCAGGAAUGGCCAAUGGUAAAUCAUCGACUAUCUCGACAAUUCUGUCCAAGUUCAUAGAGGGAAGCUCAGACUCACAGAGCCCCUCCGGCAUCUCGCCUAACGACAUUCCGCUUCACACAGCGGCUUCGUUUUCCCACACAUACUUCACUACUGUUCACCUCCAAUAUCCUUUUCUAGACAUCGAGACGUGCGCAGUUCAUUAUCGAGCAUGGACCAGGGCUGGAGGUAGCCCGGAGUUCGUUGGGUGGCCAGCAUUCUUCGUUAAUAUGAUCUUCGCGAUUGGGUCUCUCAUUGAAUCGAAAAUCGACAACGCAUCUUUCCCCCAAUACCAAAACCUAAAGUCACGAGCGCAAGCCGAGCAAUCCAUCCUCGCCGACUCAACUUCCACUCCUCUUGUACGGCUGCAGGCCAUGCUCCUCUCUGCCAUGUUCGCGUUGCACGCCGAAAGCACCUGGCGAAUUGCACACAUCAGCGGUGCUAUCAUGAAGUUUGCGUCGCUGCAUCGGUUCCACCGGCUGAAGAGAGAUCCCAGCGACCCGAGCAACUUGAUAUCGAUCAGAGCCUGGUCAUGUGCCUACGUGUAA
Molecule: messenger RNA, 798 nt
Organism: Clonostachys solani
Lineage: Eukaryota; Fungi; Ascomycota; Sordariomycetes; Hypocreales; Bionectriaceae
Source: the annotation of a GenBank genome assembly